CCCGAACUCCUCCUCCCCGGCUCCCCCCUCUGCCUGUAUUUCCAGCGCUGUCCAGGGCUCGGUGCUGUUGUCUCUCUCACUGUCUGAUUGAGCCCAGGCUGUGCGGGGGCUCCCUGCGGGAUCAGAGCGCUCCCCCGCCGGGACUCCACUCCUCACAUCCCCCUGCUGGGACUCCGCUCCAUCCCCAGCCCAGCCUGGCUUUAUUAUGUGUGUCUGCAGUGCAGCCCCAGCAGCAGCAGCAGCAGCGAGAGCAGGAGGGGAGAGAGCCGGGACACAGAGCAGCCAGCCGGCCGGGCGGAAUGAGAUAGGGAACCGGGGCGGCAGCGGCGGAUUUACCGCGGCGCAUGGGGGCAGCUAGCGGCGCCGGAGCACGGGAUACACCGGCUACACCGCCAACCGGAGGCGCACUCAGCGGCGGCGGCACCCAGGCAGGGGGCAGAGAGAGGAAGUACCCCUAGCCACAGACUAGGAGGAAGAAAUACCCCCAGAGCGAGAUAAGGGGGUAAUAGUAUUAGCCCCGGGGCAGGGGCACCGAUCCAGCCGGCAGAUAGAGACACGGGGUGUGAGAGCAUCACUUUACCCUCGGCCAGAAGGGGUAUUGGGGAGGAGAGGGGGCAAAUAGUGGCAAGUCCUGCCUAGGGCUGUGGAGAAGGGGCAAGUCAGUGGUGUGCGGCGGGCAGGGGCAAACAGGACGGGUAAUACUAUCAGUAUAGGGGAUUGCACAGAGCAUUACCCGCUCUCCCAGGCAGGGUACAGAGCAGCACAGCCUUGUUAUUACCCAGCACCAGGUACAUCGCCAUGGCCAGGCUGGGAUAAAGGGCAGAUCGCUACAUAGUAUCGCAGAGGAGGGGGCUGCACAGUAUUAGCAGAAGUAUUACAUAGGGUAUAGGGACAGCACAGGGUUCCUGCAGCCCCAGCGCCCAGCAUAGUGUCCUUUGUGCUACAACACCGGACUCUAGAGGUAGGCAUAGCAUUAUCUACCCCCAGCUGCUGCCAGGGGCAUUAUCCUCUGCCGGGGUCCAGAAAAAACACACAGCCACUAGCUGGUAAACAGUGUAAUUGAAUUAGCACCCUCCCCACCCCCCAGGCUGUAGAAUUUCUCCUAAUUUUCCCGCAGCACUGGUGUGUGACUACCCGUAGGGCUUGGGGUGGGGGGGCAUUUAGUGCUCCUCCCUCCUCCAACCCCCCACUGCACCCAAGGGAGUCAGAAUCCCACACACACAAUAGGAACUUUAGCACAAUAAGUGAAAGAGAGGGAGAGGUGGGGGGGAGAGUUUGCAACAGGGACCCGACAGCAGGGAGACUGCGAGACGGAACCCGGAGGAACUCUGCUGGCUGCUCACAUUAGGACUUUUAUAAGGGAGAGUUUAAAGGAGCCGUGGAAAUGUCCAGGAGGAAACAGGCCAAGCCACGCUCGGUGAAAGUGGAAGAUUCUGAUGACUUCAGCUUGAGCUGGGAUUCGUCACUGAACCAAUCAGGGGGCCCUGGAAGGGAGGCAGAGAGAGAGGGACAAGGUUUGGAAGAUGGUAACAGCGUGACCAGCCAGGAAGAGAGGAUUGAGGAAGAGGAGCUGGAGGAUGAGUCAAUUUACACCUGCGUUAACUGCCAGCAGGAUUUCGAUUCCUUGGCCGAGCUGACGGAGCACCGGACUCAGCACUGCCUCGGAGAUGGUGAUGACGACCCACAAUUCUCCUGGGUGGCUUCAUCUCCCUCCAGCAAAGACGUUGCAUCACCCACUCAGAUGAUAGGGGAUGGGUGUGAUCUCGGCAUAGGAGAAGAGGAAGGGGGAUCUGGGUUACCGUAUCCCUGCCAGUUCUGUGAUAAGUCUUUCAGUCGCCUGAGCUACCUGAAAAGGCACGAACAGAUCCACAGCGACAAACUUCCCUUUAAAUGCACAUACUGCAGUCGCCUGUUUAAGCACAAGAGAAGUAGGGACCGCCACAUAAAACUCCACACCGGAGAUAAAAAGUAUCAUUGCCACGAAUGCGAGGCUGCCUUCUCCCGCAGCGAUCACCUUAAAAUCCACUUGAAAACCCACAGUUCUAGCAAGCCUUUCAAAUGCACAGUGUGCAAGCGUGGAUUUUCCUCCACUAGCUCUCUGCAGAGUCACAUGCAGGCUCACAAGAAAAACAAGGAACAUUUGUCCAAGUCCGACAAAGACAUGAAGAAGGACGACUUUAUGUGCGACUACUGCGAGGAGACCUUUAGCCAGACAGAGGAGCUGGAGAAACAUGUGAUGACGAGACACCCUCAACUCUCCGAAAAAGCCGACCUGCAGUGUAUUCAUUGCCCUGAAGUAUUUGCGGAUGAAACCUGUCUGCUCACCCACAUUGACCAAGUCCAUGCCAACAAGAAGCAUAAAUGCCCCAUGUGUCCAGAGCAGUUCUCUUCCGUGGAAGAAGUCUACUGUCACUUAGAUAGUCACAGACAGCCGGACUCAAGCAACCACAGCAUUAGCCCAGAUCCAGUUCUAGGAAGUGUGGCAUCCAUGAGCAGUGCCACACCAGACUCCAGUGCAUCGGUUGAACGGGGUUCCACUCCGGAUUCAACACUCAAGCCGUUAAGAGUGCAUAAGAAAAUGUUAUCGUUGGAAAGGGAGGAUGGCCAGAACUGGUCCAAAGUUACUUAUAGUUGUCCGUACUGCACAAAGAGAGAUUUCAACAGCUUGGCAGUCCUAGAGAUUCACCUUAAAACUAUUCAUGUGGACAAGCCUCAGCAGAGCCACACCUGUCAAAUCUGUUUGGAUAUUCUACCAACCCUGUAUAAUCUUAAUGAGCAUGUGAGAAAGGUCCAUAAAAACCAUGCAUACCCGAUGGUCCAGUUCAAUAACAUUACUGCCUUCCAUUGUAAUUAUUGCCCUGAGAUGUUUGCUGACAUUAACAGCCUGCAAGAGCACAUUCGCAUUACCCAUUGCGGCCCUAAUGCUACCCCUCAGGAGGGCAAUAAUGCUUUCUUCUGCAACCAGUGUUCUAUGGGAUUCCUUACGGAGUCCUCGUUGACUGAGCAUAUUCAGCAAACCCAUUGCAAUGUAGGAAGCUCAAAGCUUGAAUCCCCUGUCAUACAGCCAACGCAGUCUUUCAUGGAAGUGUACUCAUGCCCGUAUUGCACAAACUCCCCCAUAUUUGGCUCUAUAUUGAAGCUCACUAAGCAUAUCAAAGAAAACCACAAGAACAUUCCAUUGGCAAACAAUAAGAAGUCAAAAUCUGAGCAGAGUCCGGUUUCUUCAGAUGUUGAAGUCUCUUCCCCUAAAAGGCAGCGGCUGUGUCCUAGCCUAAACCCUGUAUCCAAUGGAGAGUAUCCCUGCAAUCAGUGUGACCUCAAGUUUUCCAAUUUUGACACAUUUCAGACACAUCUAAAGUCACACUUGGAGCUACUGUUAAGAAAGCAGUCUUGCCCUCAGUGCAAAGAGGACUUUGACUCCCAGGAAUCACUUCUGCAGCACCUCACAGUACACUACAUGACAACAUCCACACAUUAUGUGUGUGAGAGCUGUGACAAGCAGUUCUCCUCCGUGGAUGAUCUGCAAAAGCACUUAUUGGACAUGCAUACUUUUGUACUAUAUCAUUGCACGCUUUGCCAAGAAGUCUUUGAUUCUAAAGUUUCCAUCCAAGUGCAUCUGGCAGUAAAGCAUAGCAAUGAGAAGAAAAUGUACCGCUGCACAGCGUGUAACUGGGACUUUAGGAAAGAGGUGGACCUUCAGCUUCAUGUCAAGCACAGCCAUUUGGGCAACCCAGCAAAAUCGCACAAAUGUAUCUUCUGUGGAGAGAACUUCAGCACGGAAGUGGAGCUUCAGUGUCACAUCACAACUCACAGUAAGAAGUACAACUGCAAAUUCUGCAGCAAAGCAUUCCAUGCCAUCAUCCUCCUGGAAAAGCACCUGCGAGAGAAGCACUGCGUGUUUGAUGCCAAUAGCCAAAAUGGCACAGCUAAUGGAAUGAUGCCAACAAGCAAGAAGUCUGAGGCAGCUGAAGUCCCAAGUGUCUUGAUGAAGAACCCUGAGGUUGCAAACAGCCAUGAAGCCAGUGAAGAUGAUGUUGAUGCCUCUGAGCCAAUGUACGGCUGCGAUAUCUGUGGGGCAGCUUACACAAUGGAAGUUCUCCUUCAGAACCAUCGAUUACGAGAUCAUAAUAUCAGACCUGGGGAAGAUGAUGGUUCUAGGAAGAAGGCUGAUUUCAUCAAGGGCAGUCACAAGUGUAAUAUCUGCUCAAGAACUUUCUUCUCUGAGAAUGGACUCCGAGAACACAUGCAGACACACAGAGGUCCAGCAAAACACUACAUGUGCCCCAUUUGUGGGGAACGCUUCCCAUCUCUGUUAACAUUAACUGAACAUAAAGUUACUCACAGCAAAAGUUUGGAUACAGGGACAUGUAGGAUCUGCAAAAUGCCCCUUCAGAGUGAGGAAGACUUUAUUGAACACUGUCAGAUGCACCCAGACCUUAGAAAUUCCCUAACUGGUUUCCGCUGUGUGGUCUGCAUGCAGACUGUCACUUCCACCCUGGAACUUAAAAUUCAUGGGACAUUCCAUAUGCAAAAGCUGUCAGGGAACUCUGCAGCUUCCUCUCCGAAUGGGCAAACACUACAGAAGCUGUACAAGUGUGCCCUGUGCUUAAAAGAAUUCAGAAACAAACAGGAUCUGGUUAAGUUAGAUGUUAAUGGCUUGCCGUAUGGCCUGUGUGCUGGCUGCUUAAGCAGAACCACCAAUGGACAGCCUUCUAACCCAACCUCACAAGAGGUCUGUGAGAGACUGUGCACCAGUCUACGAUGCCCGGAGUGCAAUGUCAAGUUUGAGAAUGCAGAAGAUUUGGAAACUCAUAUUCAGAUUGACCAUAGAGACUUGACACAUGAUGCUAGUGGCCAAAGGAAAGUAGCACAAACAUCUCCACUCCCCAGAAAGAAGACUUAUCAGUGCAUCAAAUGCCAGAUGACCUUUGAGAAUGAGCGAGAGAUUCAAAUUCACGUUGCCAACCACAUGAUAGAGGAAGGAAUCAAUCACGAGUGCAAGCUGUGCAACCAGAUGUUUGACUCUCCGGCUAAGCUUCUGUGUCACCUGAUUGAACACAGCUUUGAAGGAAUGGGAGGAACAUUCAAAUGUCCCGUUUGUUUUACAGUUUUUGUUCAGGCAAAUAAGCUACAACAGCACAUAUUUGCAGUUCAUGGGCAAGAGGACAAAAUCUACGACUGUUCUCAGUGCCCACAGAAGUUCUUCUUUCAGACCGAGCUUCAGAACCACACGUUGAGCCAGCACGCACAGUGAGCCGGUGGCACUACAGGACUUCUCUCUGCAGAAGACUUGACGGAGGCACAGUGGGGAAAACCAUUUGAACAUUACAUCCAAUCAAAGUGUCAUUUGCAACCCAGAUGUAAAACUCUAAUGAUUUGGCCAUGAGGCGCUGCUAUUAUAAGCAGCUGGAAAUGAAUAUUAAUGGGAGAGAUUAAAAGUAUUUCAUGCUCAGUAUUUUUAUUGUUCUGCUUCUUACUAGUGUUCUGUAGAGCUUCUGCUUCCGACUGAAUUUAUAGUGUUAGAAUAAUCAGUUCCAAUGACAUUGUCUUUGGUUGCAUAUUGUAUUAUAUUGAUAGUUCAAUGCUUGAAGUGUUAUUUUUUAUUUUCCUCACCAUUUAAUUGCUAAUUUUUAGUUGUGUGUUUUUAUGUGAUGUGAUGGAUUGGCGGCGGUCUACUCCAUUUUUAUUUUAUUUUUUACUUAAAGAAAAAAAAACGAAUGCUUUGAUUGGAUUUGUCAGUUCACGGAGGACAGUCUAAUGAAUAUAAUCAGCAACUGGAUGGUCUGCUUUAUAAAUGUGACUUUAUCUGAUUUGCAAUAACUAAAGAACAGUUGAAUAAAGGGAAAUAAGUUUAAAACAAAGUCUUGACUUUUAAAA
Molecule: messenger RNA, 5877 nt
Organism: Pseudophryne corroboree (corroboree frog)
Lineage: Eukaryota; Metazoa; Chordata; Amphibia; Anura; Myobatrachidae
Gene: ZNF423
Product: zinc finger protein 423
Exons: 8
Coding region: 1385-5254 (1289 amino acids)
Biological process (GO): regulation of transcription by RNA polymerase II
Cellular component (GO): chromosome
Molecular function (GO): chromatin insulator sequence binding
Source: RefSeq, a predicted model, not a curated record